This is a messenger RNA of Nannospalax galili (Upper Galilee mountains blind mole rat), 5137 nucleotides long. RefSeq names its product PHD finger protein 2 (gene Phf2). Gene Ontology annotation, molecular function: histone demethylase activity; transcription coregulator activity. The transcript has 21 exons. Bases 19 to 3315 code for a protein of 1098 amino acids. The record is from RefSeq and is a predicted model, not a curated record. Gene Ontology annotation, biological process: regulation of transcription by RNA polymerase II; protein demethylation. Lineage: Eukaryota; Metazoa; Chordata; Mammalia; Rodentia; Spalacidae.
UGCCAAGGGAGACUGAACAUGAGGAUAACUGUCUCCUUUUAUUUCAGCUGUGUUGGGGUAGAAGAGGAAGAGGCACCAGACAUCGACAUUUACCACUGCCCGAACUGUGAGAAAACCCAUGGCAAGUCCACCCUCAAGAAAAAGCGGACCUGGCACAAGCAUGGCCCUGGGCAGACACCAGACAUGAAGCCAGUGCAGAAUGGCAGCCAGCUCUUCAUCAAGGAGCUGCGGAGCCGGACUUUCCCCAGUGCUGAAGACGUGGUAUCCCGUGUGCCAGGCAGCCAACUCACUGUGGGCUACAUGGAGGAGCAUGGCUUUACUGAGCCCAUCCUUGUCCCCAAGAAAGAUGGGCUAGGUCUGGCCGUCCCUGCCCCGACUUUCUACGUGAGUGACGUGGAGAACUAUGUGGGGCCAGAGAGGAGCGUGGAUGUGACAGACGUCACCAAGCAGAAGGACUGCAAGAUGAAGCUGAAGGAGUUUGUGGACUAUUACUACAGUACUAACCGCAAGCGUGUCCUCAACGUGACCAACCUUGAGUUCUCAGAUACCAGAAUGUCCAGCUUCGUGGAGCCACCCGACAUAGUGAAGAAACUAUCCUGGGUAGAAAAUUACUGGCCUGACGACGCAUUGCUGGCUAAGCCCAAAGUGACCAAGUACUGCCUGAUCUGUGUGAAGGACAGCUAUACUGACUUUCACAUUGACUCUGGGGGAGCCUCUGCCUGGUACCAUGUGCUCAAGGGGGAGAAGAUCUUCUAUCUUAUCCGACCCGCCUCGGCCAACAUUUCCCUGUAUGAGCGUUGGCGGUCGGCCUCCAACCACAGCGAGAUGUUCUUUGCUGACCAGGUGGACAAGUGCUACAAGUGCACUGUCAAGCAGGGUCAGACCCUUUUCAUCCCCUCAGGCUGGAUUUAUGCCACACUCACCCCUGUGGACUGCCUGGCCUUCUCAGGUCAUUUCCUCCACAGCCUCAGUGUGGAGAUGCAGAUGAGGGCAUAUGAGGUGGAAAGGAGAUUGAAACUUGGCAGUCUGACUCAGUUUCCCAACUUUGAAACUGCCUGCUGGUACAUGGGGAAGCACUUGCUGGAGGCAUUCAAAGGUUCUCACAAGUCUGGGAAGCAGCUGCCCCCUCAUUUAGUCCAGGGAGCUAAAAUUCUCAAUGGUGCUUUCAGGUCAUGGACGAAGAAGCAGGCUUUGGCAGAGCAUGAGGACGAACUCCCUGAGCACUUCAGGCCCUCGCAGCUCAUCAAGGACCUGGCCAGAGAGAUCAGACUUAGUGAGAAUGCCUCCAAAGCUGUCCGACCAGAAGUGAACACUGUAGCCUCCUCAGAUGAGGUCUGUGAUGGGGACCGGGAGAAGGAGGAACCACCAUCACCCAUUGAGGCUACCCCACCUCGAUCUCUCCUAGAGAAAGUGUCUAAAAAAAAGACUCCCAAGACUGUGAAGAUGCCCAAGCCAUCCAAAAUCCCCAAGUCCCCAAAACUCCCCAAGCCGCCCAAGCCCCCCAAAACCCUGAAGCUUAAGGAUGGGAGCAAAAAGAAAGGGAAGAAGUGCAGGGAGUCAGCUUCGCCCACCAUCCCCAACUUGGACCUGCUUGAAGCCCACACGAAGGAGGCGCUGACCAAGAUGGAGCCACCCAAGAAGGGAAAGGCCCCAAAGAGCGUCCUGAGUGUUCCCAAUAAGGACACAGUCCACACACAGAAUGAUGUGGAAAGGCUGGAAAUUCGGGAGCAAACUAAGAGCAAGUCAGAGGCCAAGUGGAAGUACAAGAACAGCAAACCUGACUCCUUACUGAAGAUGGAAGAGGAGCAGAGGUUGGAGAAGUCUCCCCUGACUGGAAAUAAGGACAAGUUCUCCUUUUCUUUCUCCAACAGAAAACUCCUGGGCUCCAAGGCUCUCAGGCCCCCUACCAGCCCUGGUGUAUUUGGGGCCUUGCAGAACUUCAAGGAGGACAAAGGCAAGCCAGUGCGGGACGAGUAUGAGUACGUAUCAGAUGACGGGGAACUCAAGAUCGAUGAGUUUCCCAUCAGGAGGAAGAAGAACGCCCCUAAAAGGGACUUGUCCUUCUUGUUAGACAGGAAGGAAGCUCUUGCGACACCUGUGGCCAAGCCAAAGCUGGACUCUGCAGCAUACAAGCAGAGCGAUGACUCCUCUGACGAGGGCUCUCUGCACAUCGACACAGACACCAAGCCAGGCCGCAAUGCCAAAGUCAAGAAGGAGAGUGGCAGCUCAGCGGCCGGCAUCCUGGACCUGCUCCAGGCCAGCGAGGAGGUUGGGGCACUUGAGUACAAUCCCAACAGCCAGCCUCCUGCCUCUCCCAGCACACAGGAAGCCAUUCAGGGAAUGCUGUCCAUGGCCAACCUACAGGCCUCUGACUCAUGCCUGCAGAACACAUGGGCCACUGGCCAAGCUAAGGGUGGUUCACUGGCAGCCCAUGGUGCCCGGAAGAAUGGUGGUGGCAGCAAGAGUACAGGAAAGCGCCUGCUGAAAAGGGCCGCCAAGAACAGCGUGGACCUGGAUGACUACGAGGAGGAUCAGGACCACCUAGAUGCUUGUUUCAAAGACUCAGACUAUGUUUAUCCCUCACUGGAGUCUGACGAAGAUAACCCUGUCUUCAAGUCCCGGUCCAAGAAGAGGAAAGGCUCAGACGAUGCUCCCUAUAGCCCCACAGCCAGGGUUGGCCCUUCGGUGCCGAGACAGGACAGGCCUGUGCGUGAGGGGACCAGAGUGGCCUCCAUCGAGACUGGGCUGGCAGCUGCUGCAGCCAAACUGUCCCAGCAGGAGGAGCAGAAAAACAGGAAGAAGAAAAACACCAAAAGGAAGCCGACUCCUAACACUGCCUCCCCCUCUGUCUCCACUUCCACCUCCACCUCCACCUCCACUUCCACCUCUGCCUCCACUUCUGCCUCCACCUCUGCCUCCGUCUCCACCUCCACGGGCACCACCUCGGACUCCACCACCCCCACUUCCACCACCCCAGCCUCCACCACCCCGGCCUCCACCACCCCGGCCUCCACCAGCACAGCCAGCAGCCAGGCCUCACAGGAGAGCAGCUCACCUGAGCCCCCGCCAGAAUCACACAGCAGCAGCCUGGCUGACCACGAGUAUACAGCGGCCGGCAUGUUUACAGGGGCCCAAGCUGGCCGCACCUCCCAGCCCAUGGCCCCUGGAGUCUUUCUCACACAGAGGAGGCCUUCUGCAUCAUCCCCCAACAACACCGCUGCCAAAGGAAAACGUACAAAAAAGGGCAUGGCCACCGCCAAGCAAAGGCUUGGGAAGAUUUUAAAGAUCCACCGGAACGGGAAACUGCUCCUUUAAGGCUUAGAAAGCCAGGAUCCUUCUGCUCUGCUCAGGACCCCUGGAGCCCCGCUGCAUCAGCCUCCCAGGAAGGUGGUAGCCACGCCGCCUAGGGAGGGCUUCACCUCCUCCCAGCCACCUCUCCCCCACAUGAGCAUCUGUCCCUUGAGCAGGUGGAGCGAGUGGAGAGUGGCCGUCCCUCGUUCUGAACAUGGACACCUUUUCUCAAGUUGCUUAGAGUGACCAGUUCCUGCAAAGUGGCCCUGCCAACUUGAGGACCAUUCAGCUUUCAGGACAGCCACAGGCACCCCACUGGAGCCUGGUGGCCUCCAUGGCUCUGCUUGGGAGCACAAGGCCUUCGAGGAAGGUGCAGUGAGCCACGCUCACCAGCCCAAGUCCGAGCUGGCCCCAGGCUGGCAGCCUCCAAAGGCUUAAAACAAGGCAAAGGACAUGAGAUCGAGGAGGAACUGUUGACAUGUUCCCACCCUCCUCUUCUUGAGCGAGUCUUACAGAGCACUUGGCCAGUGAGGAGAGGUUGCCCCAGCGCCCCAGCUGGCAGGUAGCAGGCUAGAUAGUGGAUGUCAUACCCCAAAUGCCCAAGGACAUUUGUCUGGGAUGGUGAGGACCCACAAUUAGGUUGGUGUGCUAGUGGGGUGGAGAAGCCACUGUGGGGUCCCAUGGGAAGGGCAAUGUCUCAGCCACGACUUAGGGUCCAGGGGACCCAGGCUAAGCCACGUGGAGGAGCCCUGCAGUGAGCGCACUUCUAGGCCAAGGCUUCCUGCCCUAAGUGAGCAGGCAGGUGGGCAGGGCCACAGGGCUAGAGCCAGCACAGUGGCGCUUGUGAGAGCCCCUGUGUGGCAUCAUGAGUGUGGGCCAUCCCAGGUGGCGUGUCCACCCAUUGACACGGAGGAGCUGGGUUUGUUUCUCAGGCAAUCCUGUAUUUUCAUUUUAGAUGUAUUUCUGGAAGCAUAUUUUUCAUAGACUGUAGCGUGUAAAUAGCUUUUUAAAUGACUUCUUUUUUAUAAGAGUAAAAGUAUCUUUAGGAAUUUCUUUCUAUAGAGUCCUUCAUUAACCUUUAUACAAGUUUUUUGCCGACUCUGAUGGACGGUCGGGUUUCAAUGCUUUUCCCCUUUUCUUUCCUUUCCUUUUGUUGUUAUUUUUAUUUUUCCUUAGGAACUAAGGUAUUGCCUGAAAAACAAUGGCGCCUGCGCAGCCUUACACUCUGUCUUUACAGAAGCGGAUAGUACACAGAGAUCCCCUUCCCACGCCCUGAAGCUGCGUCUUCAGUCUAUACCAGCUCUUCGCUCUCCUUCUUGUAUGACGAGGGGGUUGGGGAUACAGUUAUUUUACUAGCACCUUGUGAAGUGUUUGUGUUUUGUGAUGCUGUAAUUUAUUAAUGUUUGUAGCUUUUUAUAUUUGUACAUUUCUUAUGAGCUUUGUUUAUACACCCAUUACCUGGAUGUUUUGUCCAUGAGGGAAUGCAGCUUGGCGGAGGCCUUAUCCACUCCCCUUGUCCUGUUUGGAGGGACACCAUCCCCAGGGCCCGGGGCUGGAAGGGGGGCAUCUCGCGGGCCCCAGGCUUACUCAGAACUGGUGUUUUUAAAGUUUCCUUGACCCUGUCCUUGUGAACAUUUCUAUAAUCUUAACCCAGGCAUCAAGCUGUUCUCUCUCUUUUUAAUUUUAUUAUUAUUUUGGCGACAUGUACAUUUCUAACAAAGUUUAUCGUGGCUAUUAAAGUGUUCUAUUUCCCAGUUCAUAUUACUCUUGUAUUGAGUCCAUGAGGUCUAAGGCAUCUUAGACCAAAGUUUUAAAAAAGUAAAAAUAUUUCAGGUUUUGUACAGAA